AGUAUAAAAUUUAACAAAUUAAACACGUAAACUAAACGAAGUACUUUAGAAAACAAAAUGAGCAAAGUGUUGUGCUUGGCUGCUUUGAUGGUGGUGCUAGUGGUACCAACACCGCUAGCGGCACGAGCACAAGAUGAAGUUGACGUACCAGAUUGUGUUAUGGAGCUCGAUCCUUGUGGCCCGUUCGUUAACUCGACAACCGCCGUGCCACCCGCCGCAUGUUGCCAACCCCUAGAGAUGGUGACUAAAAAUGAUCUCCCUUGUCUUUGUACAAUCUUUAGCAGCAUUGAGAUAAUCCAGGCUUUGAGCCUUAAUGUUACCGAGGCACUUACUCUACCACAACGUUGUGGCAUCCAAUUUGAUAUACUUGCUCAAUGUGAAGCGCUAGCUUUGGCUCCAUCAAUGUCUCCAGCUGUGGCUCCAGCUUCAGGUAUGGACUAAGGAAAGUCAGCUGGGCAACAACAUUUCUUGGACUGGAUCAGAUGUUUGGGCUUUUUCUUGCUUUGCGUUGAAUGUUCUAUUGAGGGCCUGGGUCCUUUUAAUCUUUCUUCCAUUUUUUUUUCUCUUUUUAGAAAAAAUUUCUUUUCUGUAUUGAAGUAUUGCUUAUUUCUGCUCAUCCAAUAAUAAAAGGGAAAAUUUUUACUACGGAGUAACACAAAAUCUCUCCAUUUUGCUCUUUGUAAUCUAAGUAAUUUAUUAAUUUUAAACGCUCUUGUGUUGUGAA
Messenger RNA from Chenopodium quinoa (quinoa), 724 nucleotides. Its product is annotated as non-specific lipid-transfer protein-like protein At5g64080. The transcript has 3 exons. The record is from RefSeq and is a predicted model, not a curated record. Bases 58 to 441 code for a protein of 127 amino acids. NCBI's taxonomy places the organism in Eukaryota, Viridiplantae, Streptophyta, Magnoliopsida, Caryophyllales, Amaranthaceae.